CAUCAGUCUAUUUCAGUGCCUCAGUCUCUGACACAUCGGCUGUGUGUCAUUGUUGGUAAUGCCUCAGCAAACGUACUGCAGGUUUCCAUGGUAAAACUGAGGUUGCCUCGAAUACUAUUUCAGACACAACGAACAGCUUCUCACAACCCUAAAGAUGUGUGAUAUGAGCUGUCUCAUAUCACAUUAUGACUUGCCCCAGCAUUUGGCCAACAUAUGGCAUUUGGCAGCUGCAGCCCACUUUUACUCUGACAGUGAACACACAAGGCCUUGAGAUUUCUUUCAUACACCACACAACAUUUAAAGGAGAUGAGAUGUGUCAAAAACUAAACAGUGAGUAAACUUCACAAACAAACAAAGAUAUAUAGGGUCAGAAAGUGAAAAAAACUUGAGGUCAGACAAGUCCAAUGUUUUCAUGCAUAUACAACCUUUGCCAAGACACCCACCUGACCCCAUCCUGCCAAGCAAAGGCCAUAGAAGGUCAAGAAAAGGUCAAGGAUCAUCACACAGUGCUGCCAUGUCUGGAUUGGAUUUCUAUGAGCAGCCGGCGGCUGAAAUGUGAGGGGUCACAAUAGGAGGAUAAAAAGUGUCCCAGGCGGACCAGGAGGUUGUCGCGAACUUUAGUCGGAUCUUCUCCCCUCUCUUCUCCCAGCUCUCCUCCAACCCUCCAAGAGUCAAAAUGCCUCACUCAUUCCCCUUCCUCACUCCUGAUCAGAAGAAGGAGCUCAGUGACAUCGCUCUCAAGAUUGUCGCCAAGGGCAAGGGAAUCCUCGCCGCUGACGAGUCUACCGGCAGCGUUGCCAAGCGCUUCCAGAGCAUCAAUGCUGAGAACACUGAAGAGAACAGGAGACUGUACCGUCAGCUCCUCUUCACCGCUGACGACCGCGCCGGUCCUUGCAUUGGUGGCGUCAUCUUCUUCCACGAGACCCUGUACCAGAAGACCGAUGCCGGCAAGACCUUCCCCGAGCACGUCAAGUCCAGAGGCUGGGUUGUAGGCAUCAAGGUUGACAAAGGUGUUGUCCCCCUUGCUGGAACCAACGGAGAGACCACCACUCAGGGUCUGGAUGGCCUGUAUGAGCGUUGCGCCCAGUACAAGAAGGACGGUUGUGACUUCGCCAAGUGGCGUUGUGUGCUGAAGAUCACCUCCACCACCCCCUCCCGCCUGGCCAUCAUGGAGAAUUGCAAUGUCUUGGCUCGUUAUGCCAGUAUCUGCCAGAUGCACGGCAUUGUCCCCAUUGUUGAGCCCGAGAUCCUCCCCGACGGUGACCACGACCUGAAGCGCACCCAGUACGUGACUGAGAAGGUCCUGGCCGCAAUGUACAAGGCUCUGUCCGACCACCAUGUGUACCUGGAGGGUACCCUCCUGAAGCCCAACAUGGUCACUGCUGGACACUCCUGCUCACACAAGUAUACCCACCAGGAGAUCGCCAUGGCCACCGUCACGGCCCUGCGCCGCACCGUGCCCCCAGCAGUUCCUGGCGUCACCUUCCUGUCCGGUGGCCAGUCUGAGGAGGAGGCAUCCAUCAACCUGAACGUCAUGAACCAGUGUCCCCUGCACAGGCCAUGGGCAUUGACUUUUUCCUAUGGCCGUGCCCUCCAGGCAUCCGCCCUGAAGGCAUGGGGUGGCAAACCUGCGAACAGCAAGGCUGCCCAGGAGGAGUUCAUCAAGAGAGCUCUGGCCAACAGCCUGGCCUGCCAAGGCAAGUAUGUCGCGUCCGGAGACAGCACCGCCGCUGGAGAAUCACUGUUCGUGGCCAACCACGCUUAUUAGGCAUGGACACUUUACCAGUAUCCCUCUCCUAACCCUCACACCAUCUCCCUGUACCCACCCCCUCCCCCACAUGGGGAGUGCCAUGUCUUAUUCUGCACCUCCUAAGAAGCCGUCUCUACUCGACCCUCUGCAACAUUACUCGUUUGGUACCUCAGUACAGAGAACGAGAGAGAAACGGAAACCUUUCUUUGGGCUCUUGCUUCAGAGAGAAGAUUACAAAAAAAAUGUGUUCUGCCUCCAUUCCCUCUCCCUACCAUUUCACACCUUUUUUAAGGUGAAGAGAUUCCCAUCGUUGUGUUUUUACAAAACAUGUAAUAUUAUUCCUGGGUCUGUAACACCUAACUCAGUAUAAUGUUUGUAAUGGAGCCAUGGAAUAAAGUAUGUAUCCACAAUA
Molecule: messenger RNA, 2162 nt
Organism: Oncorhynchus kisutch (coho salmon)
Lineage: Eukaryota; Metazoa; Chordata; Actinopteri; Salmoniformes; Salmonidae
Product: fructose-bisphosphate aldolase A
Exons: 8
Coding region: 677-1768 (363 amino acids)
Biological process (GO): glycolytic process
Molecular function (GO): fructose-bisphosphate aldolase activity
Source: RefSeq, a predicted model, not a curated record